Ipomoea nil (Japanese morning glory) is the source of this 2291-nucleotide messenger RNA. Its product is annotated as pentatricopeptide repeat-containing protein At5g46100. NCBI's taxonomy places the organism in Eukaryota, Viridiplantae, Streptophyta, Magnoliopsida, Solanales, Convolvulaceae. The transcript has 3 exons. Gene Ontology annotation, molecular function: protein binding. Bases 529 to 1986 code for a protein of 485 amino acids. The record is from RefSeq and is a predicted model, not a curated record.
CACUAAAAUGGAGAGAAGGCGACUACCUAGUCGGCUACUCCCUCACUCCCUCCCUCCCAAAUUGCGGCGAACUGGCCAACGAGUUGAGGUGCAGCGGUGGAGUGACGACCGGAAGCAGGCUGUUGAGUGACGACCGGAAGCACAACACCCUAAUCCCCAAUUCCAAUUUUUACCCUUCUGGGAAGAGACAUCGACCCCGUAGUCCCUCCCAAAAUUCGUGCGUAGUUACCGCGGACUGGCGAACGAGCUGAGGUGCGGCGGUGGAGUGACUGCCGGAAGCAGGCUGUUGAGUGACGACCGGAAGCACAACACCCUAAUCCCCAAUUCCAAUUUUUACCCUUCUGGGAAGAGACAUCGACCCCGUAGUCCCUCCCAAAAUUCGUGCGUAGUUACCGCGGACUGGCGAACGAGCUGAGGUGCGGCGGUGGAGUGACUGCCGGAAGCAGGCGGUGGCGGAGAUGCCACCUAAAAUUUAAUUAGCGAGAAAGUCAAAGCUCCAACCUUUAUCAUCUCUAACAGGGUUCAUAAAUGGGUUGCAAAACCUUGAUCAAGUGGCCUAAGCAAAUCACAGCAGGCCUGGUUGAGCAGUUAAUUAAAGCGGAAAAAGACAUACAGAAAGCUAUUCUAAUAUUUGAUGCUGCAACAGCAGAGUAUACUAAUGGCUUCAGGCACGAUAAUGGCACCUUUGGUAUCAUAAUCUCAAGAUUGCUUUCUGCCAACCGGUUUAAGUCGGCUGAGGAUAUGCUUGCUAGAAUGAAGGACGAGAAUUGUAUGAUGACAGAGGACAUCUUCCUCUCUAUGUAUAGAGCCUAUGGACGGGUUCACAAGCCACUUGAUGUGGUCAGGAUCUUCCAAAAGAUGAAGGAUUACGAUUUUGAACCUACCCAGAAGUCUUAUAUUACAGUUUUCUCUAUUCUUGUGAAUGAAAACCGGUUGAAAACAGCUUUUAAGUUUUAUCGUUACAUGAGGGAAAAAGGUAUCCCUCCUAGCACUGCUUCGCUCAAUAUUCUCAUUAAAGCGCUUUGCAAGAAUGACAAAACAAUGGAUGCCGCUUUUAAUAUAUUUCGUGAGAUGCCCAAACAUGGAUGUAAUCCGGAUUCAUACACGUAUGGUACUAUCAUUAAUGGGCUUUGUAAAUUGGGGAGGAUUCUUGAAGCAAAAGAACUUUUCGGGGAGAUGGAAGCAAAAGGUUGUUUACCAACUGUUAUCGUCUAUACUGCUUUGAUUCAUGGCCUUUGUCUCUCUAAUGACUUGGAUGGAGCCACACGAUUGCUCGAGGAUAUGAAAAUCAAACUUGUUGAGCCCAACGUGUUUACUUACACCUGUCUUAUGGAUGGUCUUUGCAAGAGUGGACGUUCUUUACAAGCCAUGGAGCUAUUGGAGAUGAUGAUUAGUGAACGUAAGGUUCCAAAUAUUAUAACUUACAGCACCUUAAUCCACGGACUAUGUAGAGAAGGUAAACUUCGUGAAGCAUUGGAGAUUUUUGAUAAAAUUAAGCUUCAGGGGUUACAACCUGACGCGGGGUUGUACUGGAAAAUUAUCAGUUUAUUUUGUGAGAUUAACAAGUUCCAGGAAGCCGCUAAUUACCUCGAUGAGAUGGUUCUUAGUGGGGUCCUCCCCAAUCGGGUAACUUGGAGCCUUCAUGUUAAGAUUCAUAACACAGUGGUCCAAGGACUUUGUGUUGGAAAUGAUCCAAAUCGUGCUUUCCAAUUAUAUCUAAGCAUAAGAACUCGAGGAAUUUCAGUCGAGGCGGAGACAUUCAAACUUCUUGUUGGUCACUUUUGCAAGAAAGGAGACCUGCACAAAUCAGCUCGUAUUAUCGAGGAGAUGGUGAUUGAUGGAUGCAUACCCGGAACAGGAACAUGGACUGCUGUACUGGAUGCGUUUUGGGAUAGACGAAAGGCGAAGGAAGCUACUGAGUUGGCAUUCUCCGAGCUGAUGACUAAACUUAUGGAGUGUAAAACCCCGAGCCUAGUUGAACAUUGAGCACUGCAGCAGCCAGCGGUGGAAUCAGCUGCCUCCAUUGUAGAUCCGCCCAUGUUUGAAGGGUGGAAUGCAGGAAAAUAGUGAAAGUACCAUUCCGUCACUCCGUCCUCAAAGUAAACGGUCAUUUCACAGACAAACUGACGGAGGACCAAAUCGGUUGAGAAAUCAAUAGUUGAAGAUUAUUAUUAUUGUUAUUAUUUUUUGAAAACAAUAGUUGAAGAUUUAAUUGGCUAAAAUUAAUAGUUGAUGACCAAUUAGGUAAUUACGACAUGGUUAAAGGACCAAAGUGAUCAUUAAUUUGUUAU